UGGUGCGAUUUUAGUUUCAAUAAAUUUAAUUCCAUUGCCAUUUAUUGAUAUAACUUUUUUAUGUCAAGCAAUCUUGAUCACUCAAAAAGCUUCUACGUUACCCACAAAAGGUACAGGGGGUCGAAAAUGUCCUAAAUGGCUUCGAAAAAAGGAUGGUGUUUACUACCCCUCGACUUGGCGGGGGCACUUCCGUGCCCCCAGAUAACAGCCUGUGAAAUGGAUGAAUCGAAAGAAACAAAUCAGGACAAUAGAGACUUUACGCUGGUCAAUAAACAACCUGUCCAGGACAAUAGGCAUUGUCUUGGUAAUGACUGGGAGAGCACAUGUGGUCCUUCAAAUGAAAGCCUAAUUAUUAGGGCUUCAACAUCUCGAGCCCCACACAUAAGGACUAUGACUACAAAUAAAACAAUUACAGCAUCUCUAUUUAAUUCCAUAUAUUAUGAAGGCAUAAAUGGACCCUCUUCUUCAGCUUAUCCAUAUAACACCUCAUCAACAGAACAGGAUCUCACCAGAUCUACUGAUGAACAUCAACAGUUGUUAAAUUACGAAGAUUAUAAAUCUGCCUCCGUCUGUUUAAAAGAUGCUAUACAGCAUUGCCCGGACAAAGUUACCCUUGACGCCAUGAAAUCUUAUUAUUACAUGAAAUUGAAGAUGGAUACAGUUAAUGAUGCUAAGGAUGGAAACAAUAAUUGCAAACUAACUAGUGGUUAUAUAUGUUUAGCUAUGUGUGACAUCGCUUUAGAUUAUAUUACGGAUAACGCCGGCGAGGUAGUAAAAAAGGAUUGCAACGUCGACGAUGGAAAGGACGAAGGCAUCAGUUCGGUUCAGGAUAUGCAGCAUUUAGUUCUUAGCUGGUUGGAGAAUAAAACUCAAGGCAGAAUGUCGCUUCACAACUAUGCUACAGAUGUCUCUAUAAACGAGAUAAAAUAUAUAAAAGAAAACAGUUUGAGAAUGCUUGCACGGAUAGAGCAGGCAUUAGAGAUAGCUAGAGGUUACCUGCAAAAUGAGGUUAUAGAGACAAAAGAUGUUUAUGCAAUGAAACUGUGCCAUUAUUAUAGUCGCAAAUUGUUACUGGCAGAUUUCAAGGCAGGUGUCUUUCCGUUUCACUUGGGGGCGAUUGACUGUCUGCGUAAAGCUAACGAAAUCAUACAUUUGGCUGAUGGAGAUGCUCGACAAGAAGUUGCUCAUAAACUUGAACUGGCGAUAAAAAAUAAUGAUAAAUUUGUAAAUCUUAUAAAAAGAGUGCAUUGUGAGCAAGGACAGAGAUACGUGCAAUCGAAUGAAAUAUAUAAAGCUAUUGAGGAGUAUACAGAUGCUCUAACACUAGACAACAAUUGCACUGAAGUGUUGAAUGAGCGUGCGAAGUGUUACACCGAGGUUGAUGACUACGAAUCCGCUAUUAAAGAUUACGAAAAAUUAUUCACAAUCACUAAAAACGAAAAAUUAAGACAGUCUGUCCAAGACUCUAUAGUAAUAUUGAAGAAUAAGAAAACUUUAACUCAAAACCAAAAAGUGAAACGGGCAAAUGAAGAUAUUUCGGAGAUAAAAGUUCUUUAUUCGAAAGGACGCCGUCUUUAUUUUUUCGAGAAUCAAUAUCAAGAAGCCCUAGAUUAUUUUCAACAAGUACUAGAGGUUGAUCCAUCUCAUUCAGGUGCGCUUCUAUUAACUGACCUGAUUGUUCGCCUCAAGAGUACCAUCGAGCAAGGUAACGAUGCAUUUACAAAUGGUCAAUGGCAAGAUGCUUUGGACAAAUUUAAUGAAGCUUUAACGAUUGAUAAAAAUAAUAGAAAUCUCAACGUUAAUCUGUAUUCUAAAAAGGCUAAGAUGUAUUUUAAUUUGAAACAAAUACAUCAAGCCAUAGAAGCAUACACGGAUGCACUAAAAUUAGAUGACAAAUGUCUAAAUGCACUGCGCGGUCGAGCUGAAUGUUACACAAAAGUGGAAAAUUAUAAAGCUGCUAUUGAUGAUUAUGAAAAAAUACUAUCAUUUCACAAAAGUGAAUAUAUUACUGAAUGGGCUCUAAGUUCGAUUCACACUCUUAAAAUAAAGAUUGAUUAUAGAGAAAAAAUUCGGCUCGCAGAGUCUUUGGUUGAGAGUCAGAAAACUGUGGAACUAGAGCAAGCUCUGUAUCUGGCAGAGGAGUGUCUGCAAUUUGAUCGUUCUGACAUAAAAGCCCUGUGUGUGAAAGGCUUAUGCUUAUAUUACAAGGAUCAAUAUCAACAAGCUAUAGAUCAAUUUCAACAAGUGCUACAUGUUGAGUCAUCACAUUCCAUGGCGCUUAGCGAAACUAAAAAGAUUACAUUGCUCAAAAAUACAAUAGCGAAAGGUAAUAAUUCGUUUACAGCUGGUAACUGGCAAGACGCAUUGGUUCAUUUUAAUGAAGUAAUAAAGAUUGAUGAUGGUAAUUUAAAUCUCAAAAUUAAAAUGCAUUGUAAAAAUGCCGAAAUAUACUUGAAAUUGAAUAGCAUAUAUAAAGCUAUCGAAGAAUAUACGAGUGCUCUAGAAUUCGAUAAGUUUUGUGUGGAGGCGCUACGUAAUCGCGCUGAAUGUUACUUGAAUGUUGGAGAUCACAGAAACUCUAUUAGAGAUUACUCAAAAAUAUGCGGAAGUGAAGCAGACGAAGAAACCAAACAGUUGGCUAAUAACGCUAUUUUAAAAGUUAGGAAUACAAUUUCAUUGAGGGAUAAAUGUAACCGCGCAGAGAAUUUACUUAAAUCUCAGAAAACUGAUGAAAUUGAAGAAGCUUUGAAAAUAGCAGAAGAAUGUUUGAAAUUUGAUAGUUCUGACAUUAAAGCGCUUUGUGUAAAAGGGUCGUGUCUGUAUUAUAAGAAUCAGUACGAACAAGCAUUAGACCAAUUUCAAAAAGUAGUGCAUCUGAAACCAUCACAUUUAGAAGCGCUCACGGAAAUGAAAAAAAAUACAUUGCUUAAACGUACGAUAGAGCAAGGUAACGAUUCAUUUUGCAAGGGACUAUUGCAAGAUGCUUUGGAUACAUUUAACACAGCUUUAGUGCUUGGUAAAGAUAAUAUAAAUCUUAUUAUUAAUUUGAAUUGUAAAAAGGCAACAAUACAUAUAAAAUUAAAAGAAAUGCAAGAAGCUGUUGAAGCGUACACAGCUGUACUGAAAUUAGAUGAAACGUGUCUGGAAGCACUGCGUGGAAGAGCUGAAUGUUACACGAAAAUUGAGAAAUAUGGUGAUGCCAUUGAAGAUUGGGAAAGAAUAUUGUCACCAAGAAUAAAAGGCGAACAAAUGAAAUAUUGGGCCCGUAAAUCUAUCAAGAACCUCAAUAAAAAGAUUGCUUACAAAAAUAAAAUCGAGCAAGCUGAGAACUUCAUUAAAAACAAGAAAAUAAUCCAGGCUAUGAAACUAGCAGAGGAAUGUUUACAAUUCGAUAAAUCUGAUGUAAAAGCGCUUUGUGUGAAGGGUUCAUGCCUGUAUUAUAAGAACGACUUAGAACAAGCAUUAAAUCAAUUUAAUAAAGUACUGUUACUUGAACCACUGCAUUCUACAGCACUCAAGGAAAGCAAAAAGAUUACAGAUCUGAAACGUACAAUAGAGCAAGGCGAGAAUUCAAUGAAAGAACACCGAUGGCAAGACGCUUUGAUAAAAUUUAAUGAAGCAUUCACGAUUACCAAAGACAAUGAUAAUGUAGACGUCAAAGUUAAUUUGUACUACAAAAAAGCGUCUGUGUACUCGAAAUUGAAGCAAACACAACGUGCAAUUGACGAAUGUACGAAUGCUAUAUUAUUGCAACCUAAUUUCGUCAAAGCCAUAAAGAAGCGUGCCAACUGUUACACAGACGCUAAACAAUUCGAGGAUGCUUUAAAAGAUUAUGAAAAAUUAUACACACUUGAAAAAAGUGUACAAAAUUUAGUCUUUAUACAAAACACGCAAUCAAUACUCAAUGGACAAAAAUUAUCUCAACAAAAAGUCCAGGACGGAAAUAGAUUUUAUAGGAAUAAUAAAUUCAGAGAAGCACUGGAAAUGUAUAAGGAAGCGAUAGAAUUGUAUCCUCAUAAUGCUUAUUAUUAUGGCAAUACAUUUUCUUGUUACAUAAAGCUCUCAAUGUUAAGUGAAGCAUUAAUUGAUGCCAAAAAGGCUGUUGAGCUUGACAUCCACUCCAGUAAAGGUGUUGGUGGAGUAGCUAAAUGCUAUAUCGCUUUAGGAGACUUGUCUGGCGCCGAGCGAGCUAUUGUGAAGGCUAGCGAGGCCGGCGAGGACUGCAUGGAGGAGCGCCGCGCGCUGCAGACGCUGCAGCGGCUGCACGCGCAGGCGCACAAGCACAUCGAGGAGCGGGACUACCAGCGCGCCGUAUCCUGCAUGAAUCAGUGCCUUGAGUAUAGCCCGUUCAGUUCCAAAAUGAAACUUAUCAAAGCAGAGUGUUUGGCUAUGCUCGGGAAAAUUAAGCAAGCGGAAGACAUAGCCGACGAAUGUAUGAGAUGCGAUCCAUCGGACAUUGAUGCUCGUUUUGUUAUGGGCCUGGGCAUUUAUUAUAAUGAAAAACUUUACGAAGCCAAGAAGUGUUUCAAAGAUAUUCUUCUACUUUCACCAGAACACAAGAAGGCGAUGGCCGCAUACAAAAAGGUUAAAUUGUUGAUACAAAAGAAAGAACAAGUUGUCGAACAAAUGAAUAUGUGCCGAUGGCAAAAGACUCUGCAGCUGUGCGACGAAGCGUUGGCAAUCGAUACAACGCAUGUAAAGACCAAUGCGAGACUGCACUUCGAUAAAGCGACCGCGUAUUCGAAACUGAAACAAACGCAUUCGGCAGUUGACGCGUGUACGGCGGCGCUGGACUUAGACCAGAACUAUUUGGCAGCGCUCACUUUACGUGCCAAGUGUUUCACCCUACUACAGGACUAUGAAAGUGCUGUCGAUGAUUAUGAACGACUGUACAAACUUCAGCCGAGCGACGAAUUCAAGACGCUGUUGGACGACGCCAAACGAUUGAGAUCGACGAAAUCGGAAUGUCAAAAUUAUUAUCAAAUACUGGACGUUGCCAAAACCGCAUCUGAAGAUGAGAUUAAAAAAGCAUACAGGAAACUCGCGUUAGUACAUCAUCCGGACCGUCACUCUGGUCGUUCGCUGCACGAGCGAAAAACGCAAGAACGGCGUUUCAAAUUGGUUCUUGAGGCAUACAACGUCCUCAGUGAUAAGUUGAAACGCUUAAAAUAUGACUCUAGAGGCUUUUUUGACUUCGACCCUUCGUAAAUAAAGUUGAAUCAAAAGAUACCUACAUACCAAGGGCGAUGGUUCCUAACCCGAUUCAAAAUUGGGUUACCUUUUAAAAAUCCAUGAGUUUUGUGGACGUACAUAAUUUAACGUACUCAUCCAAAAACACAUGAAAUGGUUAGGUUACCUACGAGAAAAUUUCAGUCUUCGCUACUGCUACGUACAGAGCGAUUUUUCCUAAAUUUCCAACUGUGACAUAUCAGGUAUUUAGGUUUUUUGUAUAUACAUAUUUACACGGCUGGUUAUUCUUUCUGUGAACUUUUGUAUUAAAUAUAUUUUUUUCUAUUAUUACUUAAAUUUAUUAAUUAUGUUAUCUAUAUUAUAAUAAUUUUUAUAUUAAGUAUAGAUAUUUUAUAUUGGAUUGUUUGUAAGCUAAUAAAUGUUGCAUUUAAAAAAUCUAGCUAGCUUAAUUCUGUAAGAAUUUAUUCAAAAAGACUACAUUAUUUAUAAGCCACUGAAUAGGUAGGUAUGACUUUAAGUUAAAAUAAUUUAAAUCCAUUUUAUACCUUUAUUUAAUUUUUAAUGAAAUUAAAAUGUUAUUUAUCACAUUAUGUAAUAAGUACUAUAUAAAACCGGCCAAGUGCGUGUCGAGCCACGUGCAAUGUAGGGUUCCGUAAAUUAAGUUAGCACUUAAAUCGCUUAAGCACAAAAAUACAGAUAGACGAUAAAAAAUUCAUCCUCACAUUGCAUGUAGGGGAUGUAUUCUAAAAAACAUAUUUUUCAAGACUUUGUUCACAUUUUAAAUGUAGGUACAGUACAUACUCAUUUACAGCUAAUGUACAGCUUUCUCUUAGCAAUAGUAUCUGCACUAAAUCGCGGACGGACGGUCAGGCGGAUAUGGCGAAACUAUAAGUUUCCUUGUGGACUACGGAACCCUAAAAAACUGUUAUUGUUUUAUGUGAUAUUAUGUUAUUUACCGACUUGUUAUUAUUUUUAAAUGUUAGAUGAUUGAAUUAUAUGUAUAUGUAAAAUAUAAAUGUCUA
Messenger RNA from Bicyclus anynana (squinting bush brown), 6212 nucleotides. RefSeq lists its product as uncharacterized. NCBI's taxonomy places the organism in Eukaryota, Metazoa, Arthropoda, Insecta, Lepidoptera, Nymphalidae. The coding region runs from base 136 to 5208 and encodes 1690 amino acids. The record is from RefSeq and is a predicted model, not a curated record. Gene Ontology annotation, molecular function: protein binding. The transcript is spliced from 22 exons.